AUGGUAUCGUCCACGUCUGGAACAAUUAACCAUGUCACUUUCUCUUCGAAUGAGAAUACGAUGGAGGCCAUGACGCCUUCUUCCGUUAAGUUUGUACCUUUUCUCAGUAAUGAAGAGCGGGGAGCCAUAGCAAUACUGAACUUCGUGGUCAUCUGUGGACUUGUCAGUUUGAUGGGCAUUGUAGCCAACGUCAUCAAUAUAGUGGUAUUUGCGAAGCUUGGGUUCCAAGACUCCAUGAAUAUAAGUCUUACCGGCCUUGCUGUAUCCGACCUGUGCUCAUUACUGCUCAUGUUGUGGUGCAGUCUUAAUAACAACCCGGUUAUUGACAACUUUGGCCUGCCUGCUGUGCCUCAUGAUUUCGUACACUUGACUGGUGGCUGGCCACAUGCUUGCUUCGUCAGAAUUACUGGCUGCAUUACCGCUUUCAUCGCGUUCGAAAGAUGCUUGUGUAUCGCCUUACCUCUGAAGAUCAAGAGGAUUCUGACUCGACGAAGAACAAAGAUCACAAUUGUCUCUAUCUUUAUCCUCAUGAUUUGUGUCUUUUCCCCUUUCUACUACUCGACCAGACUGUCUUGGGUACUAGAUCCAGUCAGAAACACCUCACUACUGUCAAUAACCUUUGCUGAAGAAAGAGAAAUUGUGGAUUCCAUUGUGUUUAUGAUCCAGGGCGUAAUAAUUAACACGUUUACCUUCAUCACUGUCAUCUGUUGCACCAUCAUUCUCGUUAUUAAGUUGAACAGUAAGACAAAAUGGCGUCAAGCCACGGCUUGCAAAGGACUCGGUGGAAAAGAGGAAUUUGGGGCCAAAGAAAAAAAGGUUGUGAAGUCUGUCAUCCUCAUUUCCACAAUCUUUAUAGUUUGUUUCAUGCCAGCGGCGGUGACUUUUCUUGCCAUGUUUCUAGAACCAGAAUUCAAUGCUGGAGGGAAAUAUGAAAAUUUAUGUAUUGCCGCUGCCUCAUUUGUGUUCACAAUGGAAACAGUUAAUUCCAGUGUUAACAUUUUUGUAUAUCUGAACAUGAGCUCAAAGUACAGAGAAAUGUUUAUGACAAUCUUCAAAAGGUAG
Molecule: messenger RNA, 1062 nt
Organism: Aplysia californica (California sea hare)
Lineage: Eukaryota; Metazoa; Mollusca; Gastropoda; Aplysiida; Aplysiidae
Exons: 3
Coding region: 1-1062 (353 amino acids)
Biological process (GO): G protein-coupled receptor signaling pathway
Cellular component (GO): membrane
Molecular function (GO): G protein-coupled receptor activity
Source: RefSeq, a predicted model, not a curated record